AUGAUCGAAACAACGCCAAAUUUCUUAAUAGGACUAAAUUGUACAACGGAACGGCGGACGAAUCCCACACACUACCAAAUCAACAUUUUUGGCCGAAAUUGCUCAAAAGUUCGUGUGCAACGACAGAUAGGACUAAAUUGUACAGCGGAACGGAGGACGAUUCCCACACACUACCAAAUCAACAUUUUUGGCCGAAAUUGCUCAAAAGUUCGUGUGCAACGACAGGUAUCAUCGGUUGACGAGUUUAAGGACAGGCUGUCUCACGGAACUCCUUCCAAACCAUCUCGAACAGUUCAUUAUAGCCCGCAAACAAUUGAGCCGUUUGGAACUGAAAGUGGAAUGGAGCGUUAUUACCGUGCAAUAAUGGAGAAGGAAGAGGGCUCGAAGGUCGACAUAACACAGCAAAGCAGCUUAACAAACAUGCCCCCGGUCACUCAAAAAGCGACUGAGCCAUCUACAGCGCAGUCCGGACAGUUUAGCACAACGAAAGCAUCGAGCAGUUCAAAAAUGGAGCUUCCUACGCAGAGCAGCGUAACGGGUGACGUCGACCUCGAUGAAGGCAUCGUACGAUCCAUUAAACCGCCCAAGAAUAUCGUUGUUCGAGUAGAGGAAAAAGAGGAAGCUAAGAGGAGAACGAGACGGAAACCACCUGCACGUAGAGGAGAGGAAAGCGAAGAAGUAGCACGUCAGCCGAAACAGCAAGUAGCAGCAGAAGUGCGACCAAGUGAUGCUGCUGAAGUGCGGCGGUCGAGUAGCUCUUCCUCGGGAAGACCAGUGAAGUUGAAGCGUCCCAAAACACCUUCGUCACGACACUCGUCAUCGAGAAAAGCACGGCAGCGAGAAGCGGGAGAAUCCGUACCUUCGGGCUCUGUGCACAUGUUGGUGGAGCGCAUACACGACAAUCCGUUCAUCUUAGAAACGCAGUCCAAACGAGAACACCUGCUGCAAAACGCCUCGCUGCAACAGCUUGCCGGAAUUGAGGAUGCGCUGCAGCAACCAAGUCUAAUAAGCGAGCCAGAUAAAAGCAGGAGCCGCUACGAGCGUCGCAAAUAG
Molecule: messenger RNA, 1053 nt
Organism: Gongylonema pulchrum
Lineage: Eukaryota; Metazoa; Nematoda; Chromadorea; Rhabditida; Gongylonematidae
Source: the annotation of a GenBank genome assembly